AGUGCUGCGUUAAGUCAUACAAAAUUUGCAUUUUUCUUCUCUUGCUUGUCAUCAUGAGUUUGCAAAAAGAGAAUGAAUCCUGGCUUCUGCCUAGUUGCACUAGUGCAUGAGCAGUGAAGCACCGGUGGGUGUCAGCACCGGGGAGCUUUCAGAGAGGGAAGCGUGAGAGGCAAGGCCAGGCAGCAGGGCCAGCGAGCUCCCAGCUGCCCCAGUAGCACCACGUUCCCCACCAGCAGCUGACUUGGCUGAGUUUUCCAUAUGCCCCAGGAGCACAAAACUCCCACCAGGCAGGAGUGCAUGUGACAUUAAACAUUAGUAAGCACAAAGUGAGGUUGUUUUUUUUUUUUGCCUGGGAACCCUGGCAUCUCCAGCCCUGGGAUUAAGCUUGUAGGGGAUGCACAUAUUGGGAAGACAGGAUUCCGAGUACAGCAUCAACAAAUGCCAAUAUUUGUGCAGGCAGUAUUGCAGCACAGCUGCACCAGUUGGGGCAUAUAACUGGCAGUCUGAAAGUCCAACCCAGAGAGGCACUUUGGCCCAAUGGGCUGGGCUUACCUUCUCGUUCCCUGUUAGGAGACUGGUAGUCUUGCAGCCUCCUGUCAUCUCUCCAGCAGCUCGUGUGGUGUGAAUGUGCUGCCCAACAGCCAGCAGCGAUUUCACAGCCCCUCAUUCUUCCAAUGAUACGCUCCUAGAUGGUGUCCUGCUGUGAACACACCUGCAAACUCCGUCUCUUACAUGUGGUCCAGAGACAGUCCGUCAAACCAGAGGACAACCCGGGUAGGUCUUUUAUACAUUUGCAGCAAAAUUUCUUGUGUUCUUCAGCUCUGAGCAACUAGUGAGCUGAAAUAUAAAUAAAUAAAUAAAUAGAUAAAUUAUUUAAUAGAUAAAAAGGAAAGCAAGCAAGCAAGCUUCUGUAAUAAAUUUAUGGGAUAAAGCAAUACUGACAGAUGUCAUUUGGGAAUUAGUCUCUUUAAAAAGGACCUUAUUUAAGAAGGUUUUCUUCAUAAUUAGUUCCAAACUUCAGCGUGACUGCAGCUGCCAAGUCAGAACAAUUGCUCAUUUUUAAUUUAGAGCAACUCAUAUGUUUUCCAGCUAAAUUAAACCAAACCGGGGAAUUUGGAAAACCACUGAGAAUAAGGGGAAGUCUGGAGUGAUUAACAAUUACUUCCUCAUAAGACAUGCCCAAGAGGAAGAGAGGUGCUUUUCACUCAUGGAGCUGCUCUCCUAAGGAUGAGGAGGAUCAUGCUUUCCUUCCUCUGCUUACUGAUGCACCUGCUUCAGGAUGAGAUAACUUCACUUUCAGUUAUGGAAAACCAAGACCUGCAAGACUCAAUUAAGCCACAGAAGGUAGAGUUUCGUUCGUUAAACUUCAACAGCACUUUGCAUUGGCAGCCUGGGUGGGCCAGAGAGGCGAGAGACACACUCUACUUUGUGCAGUACAAAGUUUAUGGGCAGACCACGUGGCAAAACAAAGAUGACUGCUGGGGAAUUCAAAGCCAUGUCUGUGACCUAACACAUGAGACCUCUGACAUCCGGGAGCCUUACUACGGAAGAGUGAAAGCCGCGUUGGCUGGUGUCUAUUCCAACUGGAGCCUCAGCUGCAGAUUCACUCCCUGGCGAGAAACUAUGAUAGGACCUCCAAUAGUAACUCUGGUUCACAGCAACAAAUCCAUUAUAGUAAAGCUCCAGGCUCCACGUUCUCCGUAUAAAAGGAAGAAAGGCAGCAAGAUACCAAUGACAAAUUAUUACGAUCUGCUGUAUCAAGUCUUCAUAAUUAACAACUUGCUAGAUGAGCAACACAGAGUCCUGGUGUAUGAAGGAAAAGAUAAGGUUAUUAAAUUAAAAGAUUUGAGGCCUGGAGUCAGCUACUGCAUCGUGGCUAAAAUGUACAUGCCCAUGCUGGACCGCAGCAGUGCCUACAGCAGCAGGCAAUGCACUGUGCUGCAGUGACAGGGCUGGCACCUCUGUGACAGGUAAGUCACUAGCUGAAACCGGAGAUGACUCUGGAAGUCAGGAUCUAUCCCCUCACAAAGGCAGAUGUUCUCCAAAAUGAGAAAAUAAAGUGUGACAUAGAAACUACCAUCCCAUGUGACAAUAUUAGCUAAAAUUCUUACAUAAUCUUGGUUAGUUGCACACCAGGUAAGAAUGAUAAGGCUAAGGAGAUUAGAAGAAUGGGAUAGAAAAUUAUUUGCAUGCUGGCACUGUCCUCAGAAUUAUCUCUGUCCUCUUUCUUUAAACAGUUAUAAAUAGUAUUUCUUUCAUAAUUUUUUUUCUGUCAAGUAAGAAUUAAUCAGGAAAAUGACUUACCUGCAACUUUAUUACCAUGCAGUUCUCCUGCAAGCUCUGUAAUCCUAUUCUGUUCAGAAAUUGAUCUGAUGGAUUAAUUAAAAUGUGCCUGUCCCCUUUUCAUAGCCACUCUUCAGUGUAAUAUUUUUUUUAAAAUAAAUCAGUUAUCAAAUUUUGUAAGUUCCUAUGGGCCAAAAUGCAAGAGGUAGCUCCAUUAGCUGAUCUGAAAAUUUGUUUUUUUACUUAACUCAAUCAGUAGACUAUCUUCAUGUAUUGUAUGCCCAGCAAAGAGAUUUACUAUCAAUCCUGUCUUGCAGGUGCAAAGUCACAGAGUGUACAAAGACCUAGCCCACAGUUGACUUCAUUGGAAUUGGCCUUAGCAACCUCAUAUUUGGGCCCUUUCUAGGGAGAAACUGGAAAAGCGUCAGGGUUUGAACCUGGGCUUCUGUUCUACCCUAAUUGUUAUACCCUAACUAUAAAAGUUCUCCUUUCUUCUGCUUCAUAAUAUGAUGCAUAACAUUGGUCUCUCUUGAGUCUUGGUCAGUGGAUUUAGGCGAAGUAGGGAGCCAGUUUCUAGGGGACUUUCCUGCAGUUUUGCUCACUUUCCCAGUACUGUAAAGAGCUAGAAGCUCAGGUUAGAGCUGGACUUCCAAACAACCUGCAGAGGUGCAGGAGGUAUGCACGAGAAUGGCAUGUGUUCAAUGUUGAUUCAGUUUAAUAGCACCCAGCUUAAAUGCACAUUCUAGCAGCAAUUAUCUUUCUCUUCCCAAUUACAGGAAUAAUGGCAGAAGAUGCCUUCCAUCACAGAUCCAGUUGUAAAUCAGCAGCUGUUGUCUAUGUCUGGAAUACAUACUUGGACACUUUUUAAACUAACCUUUGCUGCGUUAAAUUAUUUGAUUCAUCACAAUCAUUUUAUGCUACAUGAAGGUCAAGGAUUGUUUUUAUGUCCUAUAUUACAAUUUAUGAUGGUAUAUAUUUGCAUUUUCAAAGGAAAAAGCCUUGUAAUAUGAAAGAAAAACCAUUCAAAAAGCAUUUGUGGAAGUAUCCUUAAGAUUCCUUCAAGGGUUUUUCUAUUUUAUGUCUUGGAAUUAAAAUACAAUUUAUAAACCAGAAGUUUCAGAUAUUUUAUGUCUUCUAGAACAAUGGUUGCAACAGAAGAUUUAAAAACUGUCCUCUCUUUAAAAUAAGAAAUGUCCAGUACAGGAGUA
Myiozetetes cayanensis is the source of this 3491-nucleotide messenger RNA. RefSeq names its product interleukin 22 receptor subunit alpha 2 (gene IL22RA2). Gene Ontology annotation, molecular function: interleukin-22 receptor activity; protein binding. The record is from RefSeq and is a predicted model, not a curated record. Bases 1228 to 1947 code for a protein of 239 amino acids. NCBI's taxonomy places the organism in Eukaryota, Metazoa, Chordata, Aves, Passeriformes, Tyrannidae. The transcript is spliced from 5 exons.